AUGAGGGUCGGGUUUGAGGAACAGCGUAGCACACGAGGUCGCGAGUUGUCUCGCCCCGUCGUGUCGUGUCGUCGACCGUCACACGGCUGUAACACGUACUUGUCGUCGUGGCUUAGUUAUGGUGGCGACGACGAUGUACAUGGACUACGGGAGAGGGCGCUGCGCGGCGCCGGUUUCGAUAUCUGUCCGCCCCCCAGAGAGGUCACCGUCGACGGUGGCGUCCGGUGUCGAUCAGCACCGUUCCUGUCGUGCCUGGCAUCUUUAAAUUGGAGCGUGGCGGCCAAUGAACCCCCUGUCGGUUCUCUUCGUUCCUGCCCUCUAUGCGGCUGCACUCGUCAUACAUGUGGACUCUCGCCAGCUGCUUCGAACAUGGCAGACCAACAAUUCAUUUUCCGAGCGGUCGGUCGAUCGUCGUUCCUCACCGCGUUGUUGUCAUACCAUUCUGGCCCGUUGUUUACGUUUUCCUUGUCGUCGAAGUUCCGUUGUUGUUUCUGUUUACUUUGCGGUUUUGUAGUGUCAACAGAUUACAUACUGGCCUCACUGAAGCCUCGCGCUAAGUCCGCAUUGUUCGCCAUGCGACGUUGCUUGCUGUAUGAGGGCAAGUACCGCAUCAGAUGA
Soboliphyme baturini is the source of this 618-nucleotide messenger RNA. The record is from the annotation of a GenBank genome assembly. Lineage: Eukaryota; Metazoa; Nematoda; Enoplea; Dioctophymatida; Soboliphymatidae.